AUGCGUAGACUUCAAGGGCAACUUUGUAGCACAGCUACAGUGAAAGCUGGUAUCUGUGUUCCUUUCCAACGUUGCCGUAAUCUAAGAGGUCACAGAAGACUAUACAGGAGUAGUACCUGCAAUCUUGGGGGGAAAACGCCAAGAAUUUGUUGCCCUCUUUCUGCUGAAAAUGAAGUUACUUUACCGAGUAGCACACUAUCUACAGAUACGCUUCAUUCUACAGAUGUGCUUCAGCUUGGUAAUAUCUCCUCUUUUAAAGAGCUUCCUAGAAAUGCAGCAGUUUCUGAAGUAACUACAAUAUCUUCACAAACACUAUUGCUAGAAAUUCUGACAACUGUGAAAAAGGAAUUAAUUAAAAAUCCUGUUACUUCUAUCAAUGAUGAUAAUGUCAAAAGCGAACUUAAUAGCACUUCUAACGAAUCUGGUAAAGUACUAAUCCCUGAAGCAACAGAAAAGCAUCUAUCAACAUCUAUCGAAAACAAGAAUAUAAAGCCUAGUUCAGCUACGGGUGAACAAAAGAACGCAAGGAAUCUUGAAAGAGCCAACGACUUCAUCGAAUCUCAAGUUAAUAGAAAUCGAAACGGACGACAAGAAAUUCAGCAACUACUUCCGCAAGAAUGCGGCCAAAGCAAAGCUACAUUCCGAAGAAUUGUAGGCGGUCAAGAUUCUGUUAUCGGUGCCUGGCCGUGGAUGGCAGUAUUAUACUACAUAACGCCUAGAGGAAGAUCCGCAGAAUGUGGAGGUGUCUUAAUCACGGAAAAGCAUAUACUUACUGCUGCACACUGCGUCGUCAUUUCUAGAUCAGGAGCAACAAUAAAUCCGAGGAGGAUUGCUGUAGUACUCGGAGACUAUGAUAUUGAAAGUGAUGAUGACGGUGUAGUUCCAGUUCAAAGGAGAGUUCAUUCCAUAAUUAAGUACAACAGUUUUGAUCUUCGUACUUUUCAACAUGAUAUUGCAAUACUCAUAUUAAAUUCAGCUGUUGAAUUCAAUAGCAAUGUAGCUUGUGUUUGUCUUCCCUUCGAAACGUUUCACGGAGAUGAUUUAGCUGAAAGAAAUGCCUUUGUAGCUGGCUGGGGGACAACGUCCUAUGGAGGACCCGCGAGUGCGAAACUGCAAGAAGUACAACUCAAGAUUUGGGAAAACAAUAAAUGUAAACAGGUUUUUAGAAGAGAUGUUCCUAUCACCCAAGUAAACCUUUGCGCUGGGGAUGGCUCAAAAGAUUCUUGCCGGGGUGACUCUGGUGGACCUAUGAUGUUAGCAGGUGCAGAUGGAAGAUUUUAUUUGGUGGGCAUCGUUUCUUUUGGUAAAAAAUGUGCAGAACCAGGGUAUCCAGGAGUUUAUACUCGAGUUAGCCAUUACCUGGAUUGGAUUAGAAAACAUAUUGAAGAAACGUUAUAGACAAUGAUAUGUUAAAAACAAUAAAAUAUUAAGAUGGCAGAUAUUUUAUCUUUCAAGACCUGAAUAGCCUCCAGAUUCAAAAUAUGCUUAUGUAAAUUGUUAUUAAUAAAUUUCUAAGAAAAGUGAAACUCAUAUCAAGUAACAUUAAUGGCAGUAUUCAAAAUGCUAAAAUGCCAUGAAUUCCUCCACCACCAACGACCGGACGUUUGCUAAACGGCCGAACCGAUCAAUCAUUUAGCCAUCUUAACUUCGAUAACUUUGUCCAAGAUGAACCACAGGAGCUGGUCGUUAUUACACCACAUGAUGGAAAACAGACAAUCACAAAUAUUAAUGCUUUCUACAGGAUUCCAGCACGGACCCAAUGAUCUGGCAACCGGCUCAAAUUCCAUAAUGCAGAAAGGAGUUUUCUUUCUGUUUUUUUCCUAUUCUUGCUUCUUCACCUUUUCACCUUUGUAAGGUGAAUUGUCUGCUACUGACACACAGCAAACAUAUUAUUAAUGUACUGCUAAAUGUGGAAUAAAAGUAAUAUAAAUUAAAGUCAGUUAAAAAAAGAGAGAAAGGAAGAAAAAAGAAAGCUGCUGUUUUCUUAUUGAUAGCAUUAGAUAUAGGGAAAUCCCUGUCGAAAUGUAGUUAAAAAAGUACCUUAAAUCAUUAAAACAUUUUUCACAUUUUUCUGCAGAAAAAAGAAGAGAGGCAAAGUCAUGGAAUUCUGUAAUGAUAUACAAGAUCCAGAUAUGAUUCUUAGCACAAAGGAUUUGCAAUGAGAAGUGGAACUUAUUAUGAAUUCUGGAAAACUGUUGUAUAUAACAGCAAAUAUAAUAUUUCUUACGUCUAUAAUGGUGAAGCGGUCUGAAAAAUUCAAUGUAAUUAAAACCUAACACACCUUUUUGUUUUGUUCUGUUUUGUGUUUAUAUCGAAAAAUUUGUGGCAGGCAA
Messenger RNA from Stegodyphus dumicola, 2333 nucleotides. RefSeq lists its product as uncharacterized. Gene Ontology annotation, molecular function: serine-type endopeptidase activity. Gene Ontology annotation, biological process: proteolysis. NCBI's taxonomy places the organism in Eukaryota, Metazoa, Arthropoda, Arachnida, Araneae, Eresidae. The record is from RefSeq and is a predicted model, not a curated record.